Molecule: messenger RNA, 6621 nt
Organism: Nerophis lumbriciformis (worm pipefish)
Lineage: Eukaryota; Metazoa; Chordata; Actinopteri; Syngnathiformes; Syngnathidae
Gene: onecutl
Product: one cut domain, family member, like
Biological process (GO): regulation of transcription by RNA polymerase II
Cellular component (GO): nucleus
Molecular function (GO): RNA polymerase II cis-regulatory region sequence-specific DNA binding; DNA-binding transcription factor activity, RNA polymerase II-specific
Source: RefSeq, a predicted model, not a curated record
GGAAGAGCAGCAGGACAAUCUCAGGAGAUAAUGAAAGACGAGCAGAGCUGCUAGAAGACGACAAGAACAAGAAGAUUGUCCGAGGAACAAAAUAUAAUUUAAAUAAAAAAGAAAAGAAAAGGUUCGCGGAGGUUCGGAUGGUGUGCACGAGAUGCCCAGGACGCGCAGCAGCAGCAGCCGUGGACGCGCACCGAGAGGCGCGCAGUGACGGCACAGAGAAGGGUCCGGCGGGAAGGAAGUGUCAGCUGGUCCAAUCGGCGCCGAGGAAGUACUUAAGGCGGCGACAUCAUUAAUUGGACGGCGGCUGAUCAAUCGAUUGAUCGAUACCUGGACGCUGCGGGAUGGACGGGAGUCUGGGAGAGAUGUCGGCCCACGCUCACUCCGACCUCUCGGCCGCCUUCCCCCGGCCCCACCUGGGCGGCCCCCAGCUGGAGCCCGAGCACCGGGCGCCCGCCUUCGAGCACUCCAUGUCGGCGCUGGGCUACAGCGGCGACUCGCCGUCGGGGUCCGGCAGCACGUACACCACGCUGACCCCCCUGCAGCCCUUCGACGACAAGUUCCACCACCACCACCACCACCACCACCCCUGCCUGCCCGUCAGCAACGUCAUCGGCAGCUUCACGCUCAUGCGGGAGGAGCGAGGGGGUCUGGGCGCCAACUUCUACAACCCCUACGGCAAAGACCUCGCCAUGGCCCAGAGCCUGACGCCGCCCUCCGCCGCCCCGGGCCUGGGCUCGCCCAUGCACGGCUACGGAGGCCUGGCCACCAGUUCCAAUGGCGGCGGCGGCGGCGGGCAGAUGCUCCACGGCGGCUACGACGUCCACGGGGGAAGCCUCUUCUGCAGGACGUCCGACUUCGGCCGCGAGAUGUCCCCGCCGGGCCUGGGCGGCGCCGACAUGUCUGUGGGCCACCAGCUGAACAAGAUGGACGGCCAGCAGCACACGGUGGGCCACCACCCUCACAUCUACAGCCAACACUACCAGGCCCACCACCACAGCCAGCAGGCCUCCAAGAUGGCCGACCACCUGCACUCGCUCUCCUCCGCCGCGUCCUCGCCGGGCGACAUGGCCGGGUCCCAGGGCGGCGGCGGCGAGGAGAUCAACACGCGCGACGUGGCCCAAAGGAUCAUCACGGAGCUGAAGAGGUACAGCAUCCCGCAGGCCAUCUUCGCCGAGCGCGUCCUGUGUCGCUCGCAAGGAACGCUCUCCGACCUCCUGAGGAACCCAAAACCUUGGGCCAAGCUCAAGUCGGGCCGGGAGACCUUCAAGAGGAUGUCCCGCUGGCUGCAGGAGCCCGAAUUCCAGAGGAUGGCUUCGCUACGCCUGGAGGCCUGCAAGCGGAAGGAGCAGGAACAGAGCAAGCUGGAGCGGAACCAGGGCCCCAAGCGCACCCGGCUGGUGUUUACCGACCUCCAGCGCCGCACGCUCAUGGCCAUCUUCCGGGAGAACCACCGGCCCACCAAGGACCUGCAGGUGACCAUCUCUCAGCAGCUGGGCCUGGAGCUGUCCACCGUCAGCAACUUCUUCAUGAACGCCCGCCGCCGCAACCUCAACAAGUGGGCCGACGAGGGCCGCCCCUCCUCCACGGGGUCCUCGGGCUCCAGCGCCUCGUCCUCGGCGGUGUCCUGCAGCACGGCGUGAUGGCGGGCGGGGACAGGGGGGGGCGGCGGACGGGUCUGAGGCGGAGACCGGCCCGUAUGUACGUCCUCUGGGCGGCCGCAGGGACGGACGCAGCCGGGAUCGGAGAUUUUAACCAAAGUGGACGGCGCCCUCCGAGUGGGAGGGGCCAGAGUGAUACAAGGGCGGGGCGGGAGGUCCCGCUAUGUACAGUCCUUUCAUGAGGCCAUCUUGUUUCGUAGAGUAGAGAGGCUGAAGGUUCGGCCAAUCAGGAGCAAGCAUACUUUGGUGCGCCUUCAAGUCCUCGGCGCUCCUGAUUAAUCAGGAGGAGCCAUUUGCUCACAUGUGAUGAGCGACUUCCUCAAUCAAACGCCGUCGUCCAAAGACCCCCCCCCCCCUCUCCUCCCCCCUUUUUGGUAGCGUCCUGUCUUUCCUCGAGAAUCAAGAAGGAAGAGGAAGACCAGGGCGGCUUUUGGUUUUUCGCCAUCUCCUUUUUUUAACGCAUGCGUUUCCAUGGCGAUGGAGCGUCUCCGACUCGCAGCUGUCAAUCAAUCUUUUCAGGAGCACCCCCCCUCCCUCCCCCCUCCCCGGCCAUGAAUGAAUCACAGCGGCCAAGACGGAACUCCUUCGCGGGUCCGAACCGAAAAGAAAAUCCAAAGAUCUCAGCUCUUUAAGGGGGAGGUGCUAUGAGAAGGGGGAGGAGCUCCACUAGACUAGACGGACUCGUUUUGUUGUCCUUACUCUCUAAAUGUUGUUGUUUUUUUACAGGAAAAGGAAUGUGAUGUUUUUGUACAGAUGUCAAGCACACAGCAGGAUUCCUAGCGACACGGUGGCGCUGCGGGGCGGCUUUUGUUCCGAGCCCCGCCGAGGUACAACGUCAUUGUUUUUUUGGUCCACAAAGGAACGGCUUUGACACGCCUCCUUAUAGCCAAAAGCUCACUGGGGUGAUCAAUACUAUUUAUAACUCUUUGACUAUUUAUUGUUUUUUAAUUAAUUUAUUGACUUAGCUAUUUAUUGAUUUCUGUAUUUAUUUUUUUCUGAUGGGCACUUUUAGCUGUAGACUCCCAUCGUAAUACCAAAGAUGAACGUUGCUUCCUUGAAUGUAUCGAAGCCCCGCCCCCUCCCCUCCCCGUGAUGUUACAGGCCUGCUCCUCUUUCUUUGCGCCAAAGCUUGUCUGAAUGUUGUGAUAUUAACGAGUAACAUGCAUUAAUAAUGCUAAUGAACUAUAAUAAUAUUAUGAAUAAUAAUAAUUUGAAGGCCGAGCUUCAAGGUCACAUGCUUGUGUCCCUGGGUGGUCGUGACAGUACCCCCCUCCCGUGUCCGUCGCCUUGUCGAGUCUUUUGCCAGUGGUCUCAGUUCCAAGAGGGUCCCUUGAUGGAGAUGAUCACUUCCUCCUUUUUGUGGCCCCAAACAAGAUUUAGGUUGAUUUUAUAAGUUGCUAAUCUAAUUAAACCGUUUGAGGCCGCAAAAAAUGUCAAACUGACUUGAACAUAGUCAGAACUUCUCUGAUAAGAACCCCCCCCCCACACACACACACACAACCGCGUGAAACAGGGGUGUCCAAACCUUUUCCCAAUACAAUCGAAGGAUGCGGGGGUCACUUUGAUACAUUUUGUGCAUUGCAGAUGCUAAAAGCAAACCAGCCCAGCAGGCAUAAGACAUUGAAACAACGUUGAGAACUGGUUGAAUUAAGAUCUGACGGUGAGCAACACAAACACAACGUUGAAAUAACAUGCUUUUUGACGACGUCUAUUCAAUGUCAGGUUGUGACGUUGAUUUGACCUUUGAAUUUUGGUCAGUUCCCGACCAACAACGUGGAUCCAACAUUGGACGUCAACGUUGUCUCACUUUACCAAAACAACUAUUUUGCAAGGUUGUUUCAAAGUCAGUUCUAAAGGACAUGUGCGUGUAAUCAAUGUGGUAUCAAUGUCUUGUGCCUGCUGGGAAGUGUGUUAUAGGUGCCAAAGAAAUGAGUGUUAUCCAAUAACUGUGGCUGUCAAAAAUAACGAGUCAACUCAUGCGAUUAACCACAAAAUUAUUGCAUUAAUCACGUAAAUACGCAGAUUAAUCACAAUUUGUUUUGCUAUUUUAACAAUACAUUUGCAUUCGUGACCAGGUAUUAUUAUUUUUUUUAAUUUAAUUAAAAUCAUGCAAGCGGGUUUUUGCGACUGGUAAUACUUGUGAUUAAAUCAUGAUUAAUCCAAAUUUAAGUGUGAUGAAUCUGAUUUUCAAAAUGUAUCGUUUGACAGCAUUGCUAAUAACAUCUCGGUAACAAAGAAUUCAUUUAAUUUUUACGAUGUGCCGAGGGCUAAUAAAAAAACGAGCUGCGUGCCGCACUUUGGACACCCCUGGCUUAGAGUGUCAAUGCCAGAACUCGUGUUUCGUCCUCCAGGAAGAUCCCCAUUUUCUUGUCCAGACUUCUCCACCGGGGGGCGCUCCAGCCACGCUUAAAAGACUUCCAAAGACUGAUCGUCUUCCAGUUUUUUCCCCUGUUCUCCGUGGACAGACCUUCACACAUAGAUGGGGGGAGAGGGGAGUGGGCGCUUUAGGGAGUCUUCUAUGGAAGUAUUAUUGUAGCAAAACUAUUUGCAAUCUGUGCGUCUGUAAUCCGAUUCACAUGUCUGUGUACUAAUUCAUGUGUCUGUAUUUCAAUCUGUGUGUUUUUAAUUUGUGUGUCUGUAUCUCAAUCUGUGUUUUUAAUUUGUGUGUCUGUAUUUCAAUCUGUGUGUUUUUAAUUUGUGUGUCUGUAUAUCAAUCUGUGUGCUUUUCAUUUGUGUGUCUGUAUUUCAAUCUGUGUGUUUUUAAUUUGUGUGUCUGUAUCUCAAUCUUUGUGCUUUUAAUUUGGGUGUCUGUAUCUCAAUCUGUGUGUUUUUAAUUUGUGUGUCUGUAUUUCAAUCUGUGUGUUUUUAAUUUGUGUGUCUGUAUCUCAAUCUGUGUGCUUUUAAUUUGUGUGUCUGUAUCUCAAUCUGUGAGCUUUUAAUUUGCGUGUCUGUAUUUCAAUCUGUGUGCUUUUAAUUUGUGUGUCUGUAUUUCAAUCUGUGUGUUUUUAAUUUGUGUGUCUGUAUCUCAAUCUGUGUGCUUUUAAUUUGUGUGUCUGUUUUUCAAUCUGUGUUUUUAAUUUGUGUGUCUGUAUUUCAAUCUGUGUGCUUUUAAUUUGUGUGUCUGUAUUUCAAUCUGUGUGCUUUUAGUUUGUGUGUGUGUAUCUCAAUCUGUGUGCGUGUUUUAAUUUUUGUGUCUGCAUCUCAAUCUGUGUGCUUUUUGUGUGUCUGUAUCUCAAUUUGUGUGCGUGUUUUCAUUUGUGUGUCUGUAUUUCAAUCUGUAUGCUUUUAAUUUGUGUGUCUGUAUCUCAAUCUGUGUGCGUGUUUUAAUUUUUGUGUCUGCAUCUCAAUCUGUGUGCUUUUUAUUUGUAUGCCUGUAUCUCAAUUUGUGUGCGUGUUUUAAUUUGUGUGUCUGUAUCUCAAUCUGUGUGCUUUUAAUUUGUGUGUCUGUAUCUCAAUCUGUGUGCUUUUAAUUUGUGGGUCUGUAUCUCAAUCUGUGUAUGUGUUUUAAUUUGUGUCUGUAUCUCAAUCUGUGUGUAUGUUUUAAUUUGUGUGCUUUUGAUUUGUGUCUGUAUCUCAAGCUGUGUGUUUUUAAUUUGUGUGUCUGUAUCUCAAUCUGUGUGCUUUUAAUUUGUGUGUCUAUCUCAAUCUGUGUGCUUUUAAUUUGUGUGUCUGUUUUUCAAUCUGUGUGUUUUUAAUUUGUGUGUCUGUAUUUCAAUCUGUGUGCUUUUAAUUUGUGUGUCUGUAUUUCAAUCUGUGUGCUUUUAGUUUGUGUGUGUGUAUCUCAAUCUGUGUGCGUGUUUAAAUUUUUGUGUCUGCAUCUCAAUCUGUGUGCUUUUUGUGUGUCUGUAUCUCAAUUUGUGUGCGUGUUUUCAUUUGUGUGUCUGUAUUUCAAUCUGUAUGCUUUUAAUUUGUGUGUCUGUAUCUCAAUCUGUGUGCGUGUUUUAAUUUUUGUGUCUGCAUCUCAAUCUGUGUGCUUUUUAUUUGUAUGCCUGUAUCUCAAUUUGUGUGCGUGUUUUAAUUUGUGUGUCUGUAUCUCAAUCUGUGUGCUUUUAAUUUGUGUGUCUGUAUCUCAAUCUGUGUGCUUUUAAUUUGUGGGUCUGUAUCUCAAUCUGUGUAUGUGUUUUAAUUUGUGUCUGUAUCUCAAUCUGUGUGUAUGUUUUAAUUUGUGUGCUUUUAAUUUGUGUCUGUAUCUCAAGCUGUGUGUUUUUAAUUUGUGUGUCUGUAUCUCAAUCUGUGUGCUUUUAAUUUGUGUGUCUAUCUCAAUCUGUGUGCUUUUAAUUUGUGUGUCUGUAUCUCAAUCUGUGUGUGUGUUUUAAUUUGUGUCUGUAUCUCAAUCUGUGUGUAUGUUUUCAUUUGUGUGUCUGUAUCUCAAUCUGUGUGCAUAUUUUAAUUUGUGUGCUUUUAAUUCAUGUGUCUGUAUCUCAAUUUGUUUGCAUGUUUUAAUUUGUGUGUCUGCAUCUCAAUCUGUGUGCUUUUAAUUUGUGUGUCUGUAUCUCAGUCUGUGUGCUUUUAAUUUGUGUGUCUGCAUCUCAAUCUGUGUGCUUUUAAAUUGUGUGUCUGUAUCUCAGUCUGUGUGCUUUUAAUUUGUGUGUCUGUAUCUCAAUCUGUGUGCGUGUUUUGUGUGUUCAUACUUUGAUCUGUGUUUGUGUGUGUGUAAAAAAUAAUGUGUGUGUCUGUGUGAUCAGAUUUGUGUGAUGCGGGACUCUGAUUGGCUGUCUUUUUACACUGUAUUGCAGGAUUUGUGCGUCCGUGGAGCGAUCUGAACGUGUAAAAAUAAUUGUUUGUCCGCAAACGUCACCUUUCCUUUCUCCACACUCGUCACUAGUUGGCGCCACGCACCCACUCAUGCAAGUUGUUUUUUUUACACACACACAUAUUGAGAUACAGUCACACAAAGUAGUAAAUCAUAUUACAGAGGCACAGAUUGACAUCAUAGUUUUGCUACAAUAAUGCUUCCAUUGUC